Molecule: messenger RNA, 363 nt
Organism: Thelazia callipaeda (thelaziosis nematode)
Lineage: Eukaryota; Metazoa; Nematoda; Chromadorea; Rhabditida; Thelaziidae
Source: the annotation of a GenBank genome assembly
AUGGUUGUUGGCGAGAUUAAGGAGCGUUUAUAUAUAUCCGAGCCGAAUGGUGCUUAUGCCAUCGAAUGCUCGAAUUCACGAACUCUACGCUUUUUACUUACCAAAUUGCUAACAAUUUCUUCGUUUAUUUGUGCUGCGACAACAAAUAUUUCCACUGCCACUUAUUAUUUGCAGAAACAAAUAACAAAAACUAGUGAAAAAAUUAAUUUGCUGAUUCGUUCAAUAGGUUCACUGCAACCAGAAUGCGAAAUGGCUUACGAUUUGAACGAAGAAUUGGAAAUGAAUCAGUUGCGACUAUUUACAUUCAAAUAUCGUUUAGCAGCGAUUUAUGACGUUACUUUUCCAACGCCAUCUGUACGCUAA